Molecule: messenger RNA, 2206 nt
Organism: Saccostrea cuccullata (small rock oyster)
Lineage: Eukaryota; Metazoa; Mollusca; Bivalvia; Ostreida; Ostreidae
Product: tyrosine-protein kinase RYK-like
Exons: 14
Coding region: 68-1852 (594 amino acids)
Biological process (GO): protein phosphorylation; positive regulation of kinase activity; axonogenesis
Cellular component (GO): plasma membrane; signaling receptor complex
Molecular function (GO): protein kinase activity; ATP binding
Source: RefSeq, a predicted model, not a curated record
UUCCGUCAUUUACUUUCUGAGUGGAAAUGUCAACAGCACGGAAGGGGCAUUUGGAAUGUAGCAGUCUAUGAGAAUGAAGUGUUUUGUGCUGGCCAGUGCUUUGACUUUUUUGGGAUUUGUAACAGUUUGUAAGACUGACCUGGAUUUAUACCUGGACGCUCAUGAAACCUAUCGUCUGCUGGGAGUGAAUGCUGAGUUAUAUUAUGUAAGGAAGGGAAUUGUAAACAACUAUGCCUUAUCGUUCAUUCUUCCUAUUCAUCCUGACGUACAGGAAAUUGUCUUCACAUGGCGAAGUCUACGGCAAGGUCCGCCUGACAUCUACUACAACAUGAGUUUUGAGGUGUCUAACCCGCGAGCCAUGCUGAUGCCAGUCGCCAACAUCUCUAAUACAGGAAAGGUCCCCAACUCACUCUCAGUGUUUAGCAUCACCUUUCCCUGUACGGGGAACAUCUCUGCAGAUGUGGAGGUCGUCAUACAGAUGAACAUCAGCAUCUUCUCCGCUUCAAACAUCUCUGUCCUCAACUUCAAACGCAAGAAAACAUGCCUGAUGGACAGUAGAUACCAGAAGACACUGAGAAACAAGCUUUAUUACAACAAAAUACAGACCAUCCCUCCACACCUGGGCAACUUAACACACAACCAUGUCACAGUGGAUGAUGCUACCACCAAUGUUAAGAUGUCAACUCGUAUCUUCUACAUAACAGUGGGGUGUGCAUGUGCUGUGAUCAUCCUUAUAGCAAUGGCUGUGGCAAUUUACUACCUCAAUACUCAAAAAGGCAACAAUAGGGGAUACUCAGAAAGGAUUAAAUACUAUGACAGCACCAGUUCCCAGCAGCUCUCUAACCAGCAGAGUCAGUCGUUCUUAAGAUCGGAGACACCAGUGGAGAGUAGCUACAAGGGAUCCAGUGUGAGAAAUUACUCCUGUGGGCCAUCCCCCAUACCUGAGUGCUUUCCUCCUGAUCCUAGGGACAUCCUGCAGGAAGUGGCAAUAGAAUAUCGAAGGAUCGCAUUGGGAGAAUUACAAAUGGAGGGGACCUUUGGAAGAAUCUACCAAGGGACAAUACUGAGUGAAACAGUGAGUGAGACAGAAAUAGGAGUGGAUCAAGGAAUUAUGAUUAAAACUGUCUCAGAUGAGGCGAGGCCCGACCAGGUCCACCUGUUCCUGACAGAGAGUUGUAUGAUGAUGGGAGUCAUCCACCAGAACAUCUACCCUGUCAUCGGUGCCUGUACUGAGUCCGGGCAGCCCCCCUACGUCAUUUACCCCUACUCCUCCGAGGGCAACCUCAAAAAGUUCCUCCUCAAAUGUCGCGUCUCAGAGACUGGCUCUCAUUAUUCUCUAUCCACACAACAGCUUGUAUACUUAGCAAUACAAAUUGUGAAAGCCAUACAAUUUUUACACAGAAAGAAAAUACUUCAUAAAGACAUAGCAACAAGAAAUUGUGUCAUAGACAAUGACUUGCAGUUAAAGUUAACAGAUAAUUCCCUGUCCCGGGAUUUGUUCCCCGCUGACUACCAUUGUUUAGGGGACAAUGAGAAUCGCCCCGUUAAGUGGCUCUCUCUGGAGGCGUUAGUAGAGAGAAGAUUCUCCAUCAAUAGCGACGUGUGGUCUUUUGGAGUAACAUUAUGGGAACUUAUGUCUCUGGCUCAACAACCUUACUCAGAAGUUGAUUGUUUUGAAAUGGCAGCAUACCUUAGAGAGGGUUACAGGAUAGCACAUCCAAUCAACUGUCCUGAUGAACUGUACAGCAUGAUGUCUGGUUGUUGGGCCAAAAAUCCAGAUGAGAGACCGAGGUUCUCUCAGCUUUUAGUGUAUCUCCAGAACUUUUACGAAGCUUUGGGCCAGUACAUUUAGUGAGAGACAACUAUAUUUUAUACAAUACAAGUGUUUCCUGAGAACUCUGGUGGAAGCAGUUUGUUUGAUGGAGAAUCCUUGUUACUCAAAUGUUCACCUUCAACUAAAUAUGAUCAUCCAGCAAAGCACUUUGGGAAUUUUUUGGUUUAAACUGUGAAUAUUUAUAUGUUGAGAAUUAAAUAAAGGAGUUCAAUGCAAGGGUAAUAAAUAUACUCUAGAGAAUGUAGCAAAAAGCUGUGAAGAUUCAAUUUAUAAAUUUGUAAUGAAGUAUUUCAUUACAUUGGGCCAAAUGGGCAGAUUGCAAUAGAUAUGGAGACAUUGUGUUCUCCUAAAGUACGGCUCAAUGAAGACAUG